Kickxella alabastrina is the source of this 773-nucleotide messenger RNA. RefSeq lists its product as uncharacterized. The record is from RefSeq and is a predicted model, not a curated record. The transcript has a single exon. Lineage: Eukaryota; Fungi; Kickxellomycota; Kickxellomycetes; Kickxellales; Kickxellaceae. The annotation marks the transcript as partial.
GAUGCACAAACCGAUAGCGCUCAUUCCAUGUAUAUCCGCCGUGUUUCUCUGCGCUUGCUCGCUCGUCAGCGCACACAUUGAGCUAAAGGAGCCACCACCGCGCCACUCGCAAUUUAGCAAGUUCUACAUGGACAAUGACGAAAUCGACUACAGCAUGAAAUCUCCCCUUGGCCCCAUCGUCGGAUACCCAUGCCGCAACUUUAAGGCCGGCCCCACCCAAGGCACGAUGAUCGCCGGCCACCCCUUCCGUGUAAAGUUUGACGGCAUCGCCACACACCUCGGCGGCGACUGCCAAUUUGCUGUGUCCUACGACAACGGAACCAACUUUGCCGUCAUCUGGGACAAAAUUGCAACUGCUUUCUCGACACCGUCGAUGGUGGCUACGAAAUACCCGUGCCGGAUUAUAUCCCGGCCUCCAAAAAGGCCAUCUUCGCAUGGACAUGGAUCAACUCUUUGGGCUUGCGCGAGUACUACAUGAACUGUGCCGACGUGCGCAUCGAGAACUAUGGCCACCAGCAGCCACUGACUGCCCACGAGCUUCUGGUCGUCAACCUACCCGGAAAACAGACUCUGACACCAAGGACUGGCCGUGAAGAAGACAAGCUGCCGCUCAUGCUUAAGCAACGCUCCUUUAUCACUGUUGGAAAGCCUGUGGAUCUCAUCUCCGAGGACCAGGUGGAUGACCGCUCGCCCAAAGCUGCUGCCAAAUCAAACUCUGGCUCUGGCUCUGCCGAUGACUCAGAUGCAGAUGGCUCACCGCAGCAGGCCGAGGC